This is a messenger RNA of Hemiscyllium ocellatum (epaulette shark), 2196 nucleotides long. RefSeq names its product LEO1 homolog, Paf1/RNA polymerase II complex component (gene leo1). Gene Ontology annotation, molecular function: RNA polymerase II C-terminal domain phosphoserine binding. Lineage: Eukaryota; Metazoa; Chordata; Chondrichthyes; Orectolobiformes; Hemiscylliidae. Gene Ontology annotation, cellular component: Cdc73/Paf1 complex; nucleus. The record is from RefSeq and is a predicted model, not a curated record. Gene Ontology annotation, biological process: transcription elongation by RNA polymerase II; positive regulation of transcription elongation by RNA polymerase II. The transcript is spliced from 12 exons. The coding region runs from base 38 to 2044 and encodes 668 amino acids.
CCAUUUGUGACAGCCGCUGUCUUUGCGACUCGGCAAGAUGGCGGACAUGUCGGAUCUGUUUGGGAGUGAUGCGGAGAGUGAGGCCGAUCAGAAAGAUUUUGACUCUGGAUCUGCAUCAGGCUCUGAGUCAGAGGUGGAACAAGCAGCAUCAGAAAGCAAUCCUUCAGGAAGUGAGAGCGAAAGGGAUGAUGGGAAUGAUGAUGAAGAUGGGAGAGAGAAUGCAAAGCCGAGCAAUAAAGAGUUAUUUGGAGAGGACAGUGAAGAUGAAGAGCAGUCAAGGCACAGUGGGAGCGAUGACAGAUCUGAUAACCAGUCCAUCGUUUCUGGGCGCUCCGAUCAAGAGGAUGUUCAGCAUUCAGAGACAGAACAACAAAGUGGCUCUGAAGAACAACAGUUUGACAAUGAUGAUGACGACAAUCGUUCUGAUGCGGGCAGCAUGCAUUCUGAUGCAGGCAGUGUGGGUUCUGAUGAUGGCAGUGCACAAUCUGAUGCUGGCAGUGUGCACUCUGACGCUGCAAGUGCACACUCAGAUGCUGGUAGUUCCUGUUCUGAUGCUGGCAGUGUCCAUUCGGAUGCUGGUAGCGUGCAAUCUGACGGCGGCAGUGUACGAUCCCAGUCGGAAGCCGGCGUCGUUCACUCAGAUGCUGGCAGCGCCCAUUCCCGAUCUGAUGUUGCCAGUAAUCAUUCCCACUCCGAUGCUGCCAGUAACCAAUCAGAUGCUGAGCUGUCUGGAAAGGAAGUGCAUUCUGAGAAUGAGAAAUGGGAGAGGGAGUCCAGAAGUGACCAAUCAGAUGAAGAGGAAAAAUCGCAUCAUUCGGAUGAGGAACAGCACCUUUCAGAUGAUGAGCAGGAGCAUAAAUCAGUUUCUGCAAGAGGCAGUGACAGUGAAGAUGAUGUCAUUAGACAAAAGCCAAGGAAAGCAAUUGCUUCAGAUUCUGAUUCUGACAGUGAUGUAAAAGACAAAGAUAAAAUAGAAGGGGAUGAUCUCUUUGGAGGUGCAGAUGAUAUUUCGUCUGACAGCGAAGGUGAAAAGCCUCCCACUCCAGGCCAACCAAUUGAUGAGUAUGGCAUGGAUCAGGAACAUCAAGAAGAAGAACCAAUCCCAGAAACACGGAUAGAAGUAGAGAUUCCAAAAGUGAACACCGAUUUAGGAAAUGACCUGUAUUUUGUUAAACUGCCUAACUUUCUUAGUGUGGAGCCCAGACCAUUCGAUCCCCAGUACUAUGAAGAUGAAUUUGAAGAUGAGGAAAUGUUGGAUGAAGAAGGAAGAACCAGGCUUAAACUAAAGGUUGAAAACACAAUUCGCUGGCGAGUACGCAAAGAUGAAGACGGAAAUGAAACUCGCGAAAGUAAUGCUCGAAUAGUAAAAUGGUCAGAUGGAAGUAUGUCCUUGCAUCUUGGAAAUGAAGUUUUUGAUGUCUACAAAGCUCCACUUCAAGGGGAUCAUAACCAUCUAUUUAUUCGGCAGGGAACUGGUUUGCAAGGUCAGGCAGUCUUCAAAACCAAACUUACUUUCAGGCCUCACUCUACGGACAGUGCAACUCACAGGAAGAUGACCCUGUCUCUUGCAGAUAGGUGUUCAAAAACACAAAAGAUUCGAAUCCUUCCCAUGGCUGGUAGAGAUCCAGAAUCCCAGCGUUCUGAAAUGAUAAAGAAAGAGGAGGAGCGUCUAAAAGCUUCUAUUCGAAGAGAGUCUCAGCAGCGCAGAAUGAGAGAAAAGCAGAGUCAGAGAGGCCUUAGCUCCUCUUACCUGGAACCUGAUCGGUAUGAUGAGGAGGAAGAAGGUGAUGAGACCAUCAGCCUUGCAGCCAUCAAGAACAAAUACAAGGGAGGGGUUAGAGAGGAGCGUGCUCGGAUUUAUUCCUCAGACAGUGAUGAGGGAUCAGAUGAUGACAAAACCCAGAGGCUCCUAAAAGCCAAGAAACUUGAUAGCGAUGAGGAAACUGAUCAUUCUGGAAAGAGAAAAGCAGAGAAUGAUGAUAAAGGUACCAGCAAAAAGGCGAAGAAGUAUGUGAUUAGUGAUGAUGAGGAAGAUGAUGUGUAAGCUAUUCUAAGUGGUUUAGAUAGCUUGUAUCAUUAGGUUGUACAGUUAUUUUGUAAGUAACUAUGUUGUCUGAUUUUUGAAAGAUUUUGGUAAUCAUUUGUACCUUGAUGGUCAAUGUACCAAUUUUCAAAAAUAAAAGAUUUUUAUAAAAA